AUGCUACUUUGUACAAUAAAGAGAAAUCUUUUAAGACCAACAUCCAUAUUUAACAAAAGCAUUCCUCUUCUUUACAAGAAUAGAAAUAAUAAUUAUAUUAUUAAUAAUUCUCAUCGGAUAACUACUACUAUAAAUUCCAUUUCUUCAAUAACUUAUAUCCAAAACAGCAAGAAUAAUAUCCAUUUUCUAAAACAUAUCCCUAAUUAUACUAUAUUUCCCAUAAGUCGGCGUCAUUAUUCAACUAAAAAUGCUAAUGAUACCACAACAACCAGUAAUACGCACCAUGAGAGACAGGAUGAACUUCUAAAAGACUACUAUUUGUCUCGUACUACUUCACUUUUAAGCAAAAUUAAAAUUAAUUUAAAAUGGUUUUUGAAAAAAUCCAUGAAGCCCUUUAAUUCAGAUGAUAUAAGCGCAUUUAUAUCGUGGGUUGUGGUAAGUAACGUAUUGAUAAUCUUAUUAUGGACUACAGGCUUUGUUUCUCUCAUCUUAUAUCUAAUGAAUACGGUAUUAGCCCAAGAAUAUGUAGCCCUAAAAGUUGGAGAAACUAUAACAGAGAAUAAUCCAAAUUUACAAGUGAUUUUUGAAAAUGCCAUUGUACCUGAUUGGAAAGGCGGUAAAAUUACCUUUAAUAAUGUGUUUGUAUCAAAGCGACCACAAGUCAAUAAUGCUGGCGCUGGUGUCACAGGAAAAAAGAUCAAAAACACAUUCAGUAAAGGGUCUCAAAGGGAAGCUGCAGAGAGGGCUAAAUUAGCAUUAAGUGAAAAGCAAUUGCUAAUUAAUGAAAAUUCAUUUGAUAAGGGCAAUUACGCCCAAUAUGAUUUAACCAUUGAUCAAGUUAACGUGAGCUUAAAUUUUAGUAAAUGGUUUAGUGGCAAGGGAAUUAUUGAUGAAUUAGAGAUAAACGGUGUAAGAGGUGUUGUUGAUAGGACCCACGUUAUUUGGAAGGAACAUGAUGAUCCAAGAAAUUACUUAAACGUUCAUAAGCCUGGCGAUUUUGAACUUGACAAAUUUGUUAUGAAUGACGUUUUGUUUACUUUAUACCAACCCAAUGGGUUUAGGCCAUUUAAAGUUAGUAUUUUUAAUUGUGAAUUGCCUAGGUUACGGAAACACUGGUUUUUUUACGAUUUAUUGAAUGCCACUGCCAUCAGUGGCACUUAUGAUAACUCAUUAUUUACCAUCCACAAAAAAUUCACACCCGAUAGUGGUAAGAAACAACACAACUAUAUAUAUGUAGAUGACCCGAUUACUAUUGUAACCACUAUGAGGGUAGAUAAUUUAAAUAUAGAUCAUUUAAAUGCUGGUAUCAAGGGGCCCUUUGGUUGGAUAACAAGAGGACAAGUAGACAUGGUGGGGAAUAUUAGAGUUGUCCCUAUUAGUGCCACGGGGAAAAUACCUGUGAUUGUUAAUCCAAAGGAAUUUCUAGAAAAUUUGCUCUUAUCGAGUGACUAUGAUCACAUGAAAAAUAAUAAAAUGAUUAUAGAUUUUUAUUUAAAAUUGCAUAAUGUCGAAGCACAAGUACCAUUAUUAACUUCGGAAUUGAGCUAUAUAAACAAUGCAUUAAUUAGGCCAAUUGUUGGUUAUAUAAAUUCAAGAAAAGCCACGUAUAUUCCGAUCAAUUGUAGGAUAGUGAAAAAUUUGGAUGAUUUUGCUGGAUCUUGGACAAUUUACGAUUCCUUAUUGAUGGACAAUUUAAGUGAAAAAGUUUAUGAUUCCUUUGCUGCUUAUGUUGUUGAUGAUGAAAGAAGAUCUUUAAGGGUGAAAAGAAUUGGGUUUUGGUCGUUGCAAUUGAUGUUGCAGUUAAUUUUGAUGAGCUUAGGUGCAUUGGCAUGA
Saccharomycodes ludwigii is the source of this 1833-nucleotide messenger RNA. It is a transcript of the gene MDM31, whose product is annotated as Mdm31p. The coding region runs from base 1 to 1833 and encodes 610 amino acids. Lineage: Eukaryota; Fungi; Ascomycota; Saccharomycetes; Saccharomycodales; Saccharomycodaceae. Gene Ontology annotation, biological process: mitochondrion inheritance. The record is from RefSeq and is a predicted model, not a curated record. The transcript has a single exon. Gene Ontology annotation, cellular component: mitochondrial inner membrane.